CGCAACUCGUACUUCGCCAUAGCAGCAGCCAUUCCUACCUUGGUAUGUACCCGCACCCACACAUCGAUUCAAUAACUCCCUGAGUGAUGUCUGGCUGAUCUUCAGCCUCGCUCAAACUGGCUGGACUGUCUCGGGCUGCUCAGCCUCGCCAGAUGCAUCGCAGGGCCCUUUUUCGAUCUCAGUCGACAUGGCUUUGGACACUUCGCAGUCCGACUUUCCAUGCUCAUUAGUCAUCCAUAUCCCUCUCCUAAACCAUCGCCUCGCCUCCAUCGCCAUGCGCGCUCUACAAGUCGAUGCUGAGUUGUCCCCGCUGGUUCGUCGAGAGUUCACUUUGGUCACCCCGGGGGCUGUCAAUGGUCAUAUAGUAUUGGGUGACGAUGGAUUACAAGACGCCCACAAAACGGUUCUUCGUACCCAGUAUAACGCAAUUACCAAUCGCAUGCUCCGAGUCGCUGUGAAUGGCUUCAUGGAGUCAUUGGGCGUUGUUCUUCAGGUGAUGGGAGAAUUGGAUGUGGAUAUUCCUCAGUCAAGGUCAUAAUCCUCACCAAUAACACGCCCGGCAUGUGUUUGGCCUCUGAACAUGUGUUCAGUUUAAAACGAUGGUCAUAUCCGUGGUUGACUCUGGGGCCGAAGUGGUGACGUGAGAACAUCACAUGGACGCUCGUGCUUUCAGCAAUAUAGAUGCCAGCUAAGUAAUGUCUCAGUACUCUCUUGCGUGGCGUCGAGACUCUGAGUCAUUGCAAGCUAGCUUAAUGACGCCCAUUCCGGGGCCAAGUCAAGCUUUGAUGACAUAAAUUGUCAUGGUUGAGAACCCGACCGACAUCUUCC
Molecule: messenger RNA, 828 nt
Organism: Cladophialophora immunda
Lineage: Eukaryota; Fungi; Ascomycota; Eurotiomycetes; Chaetothyriales; Herpotrichiellaceae
Exons: 2
Coding region: 188-538 (116 amino acids)
Cellular component (GO): EKC/KEOPS complex
Source: RefSeq, a predicted model, not a curated record